This is a messenger RNA of Caenorhabditis remanei, 384 nucleotides long. RefSeq lists its product as uncharacterized. Gene Ontology annotation, cellular component: nucleosome. The coding region runs from base 1 to 384 and encodes 127 amino acids. The transcript is spliced from 2 exons. The record is from RefSeq and is a predicted model, not a curated record. Gene Ontology annotation, molecular function: DNA binding; structural constituent of chromatin; protein heterodimerization activity. Lineage: Eukaryota; Metazoa; Nematoda; Chromadorea; Rhabditida; Rhabditidae.
AUGUCGGGACGUGGAAAGGGAGGAAAAGCCAAGACCGGAGGAAAGGCCAAGUCACGCUCAUCACGUGCCGGGCUCCAGUUCCCAGUCGGACGUCUUCACCGUAUCCUUCGCAAGGGAAACUACGCUCAACGCGUCGGAGCCGGAGCACCGGUCUACUUGGCGGCGGUUCUCGAAUACCUCGCCGCUGAAGUGCUCGAGUUGGCUGGAAACGCCGCACGUGACAACAAGAAGACUCGUAUCGCACCGAGACAUCUUCAACUCGCCGUUCGCAACGACGAGGAGCUCAACAAGUUGUUGGCUGGAGUCACUAUUGCUCAGGGAGGAGUUCUCCCGAACAUUCAGGCCGUUUUGUUGCCAAAGAAGACCGCUGGAGACAAGGAAUAA